Molecule: messenger RNA, 1205 nt
Organism: Lodderomyces orthopsilosis Co 90-125
Lineage: Eukaryota; Fungi; Ascomycota; Pichiomycetes; Serinales; Debaryomycetaceae
Product: FAD-dependent oxidoreductase
Exons: 1
Molecular function (GO): FAD binding; D-amino-acid oxidase activity
Source: RefSeq, a predicted model, not a curated record
CUGUAUUAGGAGCAGGCGUUGUUGGCCUAACUACGGCCAUUGAGCUUAAAAAAUGGAACCCAAGUUUGGAAAUCACAAUUGCGGCGCGCCACUUCCCUGGUGAUCUUGCUCAUUCUUACACUUCUCCACGGGCUGGUGCUAACUGGCAGUCAUUUGCAACGGGCCAAGAUUCCAAACUACAGAAAAUAGAUCAGCCAGGAUAUGAGAAGUUUAUGCGUUUAGCUGUUGAUGAUCCAAGAGCAGGUAUCUGGAUCGUUGACAAUACGACAUACCACACAAAGUAUGAUGUAACUAUCGCUAAAGGUAAUUUUCAAAGCUUCAUUCCCUGGUACAAGGACUUCGUUCAAGGGUUCAAAGUACUUGAAGAGGACAAGAUCCCAUUUGAUGACAUCUCAUUCGGUACAUCCUUCAAAGGUGUUGUCAUCACCGUGCCAAUUUACCUUUCGUACUUGGUUCAACAGAAUAAAGAAUUGGGAAACACAUUCAAGAAGAUCCCUCUCAUAGAAAGCAUCAAAGAGGCAAGAGCUAUCACAAACUAUCCUGAUUAUGUUAUUAAUGCAACUGGAUUAGGAGCUACUAAAAUACAAGGAGUGGAGGACAAAAAGGAGAAUUUCCCCGUCAAAGGUCAGACACUUUUAGUAAAAAACAAUGCCAGAUCAGCUGUUGUAGUUCAAGGAUUCCCUGGACUACCCGAUGAGAUGCUCUAUGUAAUGCCUAGACGAGAUGGUGGAUCAAUCAUUGGUGGAUGCUUCAGACCUGGAGACGAAUCCACUGAAGAAGACAAAGAGUUCACAGCUAGGUUAGUAAGAAGAGCAACUAAGUAUGUUCCUGAGUUGGUCGACCCAAAGUUCAAAAACAAUUCCACAAAAAUUGAGGUCAAAAGAGUUAACGUAGGUGUCAGACCAUUUAGAGAAGACGGGGUUAGAAUUGAAGUGGAUCCGAAGUACAAGUGGUUGAUUCAUGACUAUGGAGCCGGCGCCGGUGGCUAUCAAGGAAGUGUUGGAAUGGACCGCAAAGUAGUUGAGGUUUUGAAGAAGGAGUUAUCACGAAUAAAGGCAAAAAUCUAUGGCCACGGACCAUUUGAGCUAUGGGAAAACGCUGUAUCAAAAAAACAAUUCAGAUGGUUCGGCGUGUCCCUACGGAUGACACAACACAACUUCAAUACAUAUACCUUCUCAACCCUCAAUAUGUUACAACGUGUGUAG